Molecule: messenger RNA, 742 nt
Organism: Caenorhabditis sp. 36 PRJEB53466
Lineage: Eukaryota; Metazoa; Nematoda; Chromadorea; Rhabditida; Rhabditidae
Source: the annotation of a GenBank genome assembly
AUGCGGGAGCUGUGCAAGGCAGCGGGCAAGAAGAUUUACGUUAUCUCUGUCGGAAAGGUGUGUCCUCCUUCUCCUAUCACAGUACUCUGGAAACUCGAUUGCAAUCUAAUUGAAGCAAAUUCUAUUUCAAACGUUCGUAUUAGAUUGCAAAGUUUUCUAAUUAGAUUGCGAUCGAGUUCACAGAGUAAUUUCUGCUUCCAGAUAAAUGUUCCGAAGCUCUCAAACUUCUCCACCGACAUCGACGUUUUCGUUCUCCUGUCGUGUCCGUUCGGUGUCGUUCUCGAUUCAUCCGACUAUUUUCGACCUGUUGUCUCUUUUUUCGAAGCGGAAGUAAGUGGAUUCUUCCUAUUUCUCACCCGUUUCGUCACUUCCAGAUUGCUCUGAAUUCUGCAAAAACGUGGGCGGCAGAUUUUGGAUGGUCGGCCGAGUUCGCCGCGUUCCUUGAAGGUUCGUUGCGUUUCGCGUUUCCGCAUGACUAACUUUGCAAGUUUCAGACAAAAUCGCAACGGAAGUACCCGAAGACGAGGCCGGAGAUUUUAGUUUGAUUUCUGGAAAGGUCCGCCAUCAAACGAAAGACGAGGAGCAGAGCGCGGAUGGACCGAAUUCAGUGAGCAUUUACAAUCCCGGAUACUGUAAUGAUCGGACCUGGAAAGGAUUAGACGACGGCGUCAACACUGGCGAAGGCGGAACGACGCUCGUUGAAGGACGGAGUGGAAUUGCACAAGGGUACUCCGGAAAAUAA